AUGGCAAUCGAUGAAUUCGGCCGGGAAGUUCCUGGUAGCCGAGGGCAUAGACGAUCUCCAUCGCCUCCUCGCUAUGGUGACGAUGGGACUCCUUCCCAUCUCAACGAGGCUCUUCCAACAUCUCGAUAUGGAAGAGAACGAGAUGAGCGUCCACCUGGUCGCAAACGGAAGCACCGAUCUGAAUCUCCUCCUCCACGUCGGAAACAGAGUAAAGUUCACCCGUCCACUCUAUACGCAGAGGAGCCAAUGCUCUGUCAGUAUUUGUGGAAAGAAGCGAAUCCAGGCAAGGGUGAGGAGGAAUACGAUGAUUAUAGAAGGGGCUACUGCCUAAACUAUGUGCGUACCUUUUUCAACGAGCAUAUGGACGACUCGUGGUUUCGAUCGUUGUACAGUCCUCUUGGAAUUUACCGAGUAGCAUUUCAGGAACAACAUAGGAUGAUUCAAGAAGCUCAGACAUUUGCACGUCAACUGAGGGAAUCUGUAGGCAAGAAAAAUGCAGAAUCUGACCGUUCCAUUUUCGUCUUGAAUGCAAGGCUUGGCGGGGGUGUGAAACCGACCUCAUCCUACUCCUCUUCGCCGUCGAAAAGUAACUCCAAUGGAGGCAGUGUACCCUCUACACAUGUUUUCAGCACGUCUGCUCACGUCAUGCAAAUCCAAGAAGUUCCACCACACGUUACGGACGAGCAACUCACGGCUGCUUUGAUGAGCCAUUGUACUAAUGACGCGAAACUAUCUGAAAUUGUCUUAUACUCCUCCACACCAGCUCAGGAUCUUACCAGGUCUUGCUUUCUCCAAGCAACGCGUGACAUAAGAAAGGAUAUUAUCCAAAAUCUUAAUCAUUUGGGACGCACAGAGUCCAAUCAAAACGGUGCCGCAGAUGGGGCCCACGUACCAAGAAAAGAGGACACAUACAUGCCUAAGACUUUGGAACUAGAAGUUGAAUGCAGUGAUGCAUAUGGUCGAUUGGAAAUGGACGCAGAUGGGAAAGGAACUUUACCGAAAGAGGGCGGGUGUGUUCCAGCAAAAAAUGCAGUUGUCUGGGUCUCUACGCAACCCAUUAUGCCGGCAGUAAAGGUUUUGUCUGUGGCAGUGUCUUCAAGGGCACGAAUUCAGCAAGACAAGGAUGCUGCAAUCGAACUGGCAAAUGCCUUUGACCACAAGAGGGAUGUUCCUCGAGACUGCCGCCUAGGAGUUCUGUUGCGAAUCGCUCUUCCAAGAUUGCAAGGUAGUGAUCUUACCCUGCAAGACACAGAAGAUGCAUUGGAUCUCUCUAUUGCGUACUUGAGGCGGGUACACCUUUUUUCAUUCUACAAUGGAUGUGUUGCAGCUUCCAAUAUUUCUGAUGUCUUUCGUGGAAACAACGCAACAUCUACCAUUCACUUGCGUCUUGCCAACGCAGAUAUUAUUCUUGAGCAAACACAAAACCCGGGGUCUACAGCCAAGCAAGAGCAAAGUCCUAAAGUGGAUCUACUCGUGCAACAUUUGAAUGAUGCCAUUGAAAAUGCGUUGGAAGAAUCCAAAUCGUGGGAUUCAAGUGGGCCAGCGUAUCUCGUCUCCACGGAAAUUGAUAGUCAAGCGAAGGAUAUUGAGAAGGACGAAGCUCGUACUGAAGACGUUUGGAUCAAGAAUCACGCAGUGAUUGAUAGCGAUGGUCGGGCCCGAUGUUCUUUUCACUUCUGUCGCAAAUUGUUUAAAGAUAUCACCUUUCUCAAAAAGCAUUUGCUGAAAAAGCAUCCCGAAUUUCUCAAAGCGGAAAGAGCAAAGUCCCACGAUACUUACAUGAUGGAAUCAUGGGAUAAACAGGAACAGCGACCAGUUCCGCCCAUAUUGGUAGAUUGUGGGCGUGUCUUUUCGACCGUACCAAGUCGCGUGUUGGGCGCUGUUGAACCAAUGGCUGCUGAUCCAGAGCCAGAGUUGUGGAAGCGUCAAGAAGAGCGGCGAAAGCAGGACGAGGGGGGAAAGGCUAGGUACGAACGGAAUUACGACAAUCACAAUCAAUUGAGCAACCACGGCGGCCCUCCUGCUGCAUUAAAUCAACCCUUGUUGGAACCCCGAGGUCCCCGGCAAAAUGGGUUCUUGGACGUGGAUGACAUGCACGAAGAAAAGGUCGAGAUGGCAUUUGAAGAUGUUGAAGUUCAAGUAAAGCCACCGAAAAAGAAGAAGAAAAAGCUGCUAUAG
This is a messenger RNA of Cylindrotheca closterium, 2178 nucleotides long. Lineage: Eukaryota; Bacillariophyta; Bacillariophyceae; Bacillariales; Bacillariaceae. The record is from the annotation of a GenBank genome assembly.